AUGCCUUGUCGAGUUCUAGGUGCUCAAGGAUUAAGGAAUGACUUCUACUCAAAUCUUAUCACAUGGUCCAAAUCAACAGGUAAAGUGGCUGUUGGAUUAGGAUGUAAUGUUUACAUGUGGGCUAAGAACAAAGGUUCACUUUCAUUAGAUUUGCCAGAUCAGGAAUUUAUUUCUUGCGUUUCAUUUUCAGACGGUGAUUUGAUUUUGGUUGCAACUAAAUCUGGGAGGAUUUCAUUAUUUUCUCAAGAAUCUUUGUCAUUACUAGAUGAAUACUUCAAUGUUGGAGAUGGAUGCAGUGCAUGUUGUAUUACUUGGUUUCCAAAUUCAACAACGAAAUUUGCCGUAGGAGUUGAACGUGGUGAAGUCUAUAUCUUUGAAAUUGCUGAAGAUUUCUCUAUUGUUUUGUUGACACAGUUCAAAUCUAAUCAACAGCAAGUCUGCGGAAUUGCAAUAACUGAUGACUCAAAACAAAUGUCUAUUGGGGGUAAUGAUAAUUGCUGUACAAUUUGGGAUCUAGAAGAUCAAUUAAACCCAAAGCUCAAAUACUUUUUACCACAUCAAGCGGCUGUUAAAGCAAUUGCAUAUUGUCCUUGGUCAAAAUCAAUCCUAGCAACAGGGGGUGGUAGUAGAGACCGAACCAUUAGAUUUUGGCAUACAAACUCUGGUACUUUAUUAGACUCCAUUAAAACAAGUGGUCAAAUAACAUCAUUAACUUGGUCCAGAAGUAAGAAACAGAUUGCCGCAACAUUUGGCUUCACUGGAGUAAAAUCACCAACAAUGGUUAGUGUUUAUUCAUACCCAAAAUUGAAUGAAGUAACUCAAGUGGAAGGUUCAGCAUAUGCAAGAGUUUUAUCAGCAGCACUUUCUCCUGAUGCAAGUUCUAUAUGUGUGGCAUCAAAUGAUGAAGCCAUUAGAUUUUUUAAAAUUUGGGACCCAAGUGAAAGAACAAUUUUGGAGAAUCAUGAUAAUGGCCUCUUUGGUAGUGAUCUUAUUGAAAUGAGUGAAGGAAUCUCAAUAAUUGGAGGAACCAUUAGAUGA
Molecule: messenger RNA, 1038 nt
Organism: Hansenula anomala
Lineage: Eukaryota; Fungi; Ascomycota; Saccharomycetes; Phaffomycetales; Wickerhamomycetaceae
Gene: AMA1
Product: Ama1p
Exons: 2
Coding region: 1-1038 (345 amino acids)
Biological process (GO): positive regulation of ubiquitin protein ligase activity; positive regulation of anaphase-promoting complex-dependent catabolic process; anaphase-promoting complex-dependent catabolic process
Cellular component (GO): anaphase-promoting complex
Molecular function (GO): ubiquitin ligase activator activity; anaphase-promoting complex binding; protein binding
Source: RefSeq, a predicted model, not a curated record